CGUGUCCAACGAUACACAGCAAAACUACGUUUCCCGUCUACAUUUGGCUUUAUGGUAAUGUUAACGGAUAGCUUGGGCUGUGUCAUUCUGCAAAAACUCUGGAGCUCACUUUAAACAGCUGCUUCGUAUUAGGGAACAAAACACAAAUCCCUGUAUAUUGCUGACAACUGACAGAAAUGUCAGAGACGUCAAGUGAUGCAGAGUCGUCCUGUGGCUGGACCAUUAUCAGUAAUGAGGGCUCAGAUAUUGAGACGUUGGGAUUGGAGGCUGCAGUGGAAUAUGGAGCCGAGCUGUUAGUGCAUCCUUCCUUGGAGGAAGCAGAGUUGCGGGAAAAACAGGCUUCAGCAUCUAAUGCUCAGUGUGUUGAAAAGAAGGUUGCUGAGUUCCUUGAUGAAACUCUGGAACAACAAACCAUAGAUGAGACAUUGUGUGAUUCAGAGGCCGAAGACACCGCAGGGAAACAGCAUGUGACUAUAUUGUCGUCCAGCGAUCACUCAGACAUUGUGACACUUGGAGACUUAAAGGAGGACGAGCAAGCUGAUGCAAUAGAAGAGGUGGCAACAAACAAGGAGUUUUACCUUGGAACGUCCUGCAGCAGCCAGUACGCCUUUACUGCUACAGAAGCUGCAGGGUUGAUGUUGAGUCACUGGAAACUUCCACAGAGUCUUGUGAACUUAGGCUACCAACUGAGAAGUCAGCUCACUGGAGGUCACUCUUUUCCAGUUUUCCCGGGGCAGCAGCCUACAUUGACAAACUCAAGCAGCAGUGAGGAUGAAGGAAGUCGAAGCGCCAGCACUGUUGUCCGAAGACGAAGGUUGAGGAAGAAUACCACGAGCAUUGUCACAGAGCCUGAGGAGGGGGAGGAGGUGCUGGAGUAUGGCCAGAGUGAGGAAGAGGGGGAGGAGGAGGUCAAAAAACAGACGUUGGAGCAGGAGGAGGAAACAGAAAUUAGAAGUCUGGAUAAGCGAAUGCAAGGCCGGGCCAGCAGCAUCCUCAACAGCUGGAUCUUCAUCGCCCUCGUCGUAGCCAUCAGUAUGGGCUUCGGCCACUUCUAUGCAGGACCACGGCAGCAGCUGCAACCACAAUACAGGUGCUACCAUGACGAUCUAUGGAAAUUUGAUGUUGUGAGGGAUCUGAUUCAACAACAUGUUAGAGAGCAAUCUUUUACGAACCAGGUCCAAAGGGGUGAUGAUGACCUAGAUGAGCUGGAUGAGCAAACAGUUAGUUCGCUGCUCACAGAAGUAAUUGAGAAGAUAAAGACAGAGAACCAGGAGCUCAACACCAAACAAGCGCAGAUUCAGGCCCAGAGAGAUAACCUGGAAAUGUUGCUGAAACAGAAGGCUGAGGAGAGGAAUAACAUUGUGUCUCAGCAGCAGAGUUUGACAGCUGAGAACCAGCUGCUGAAAACCUCCCUAGAACGUGAAGAAAAGUCCCUCUCCACCUUACAGGAGGAGCUGAGAAACCUACGCUCUAAGAUUAGAGAUCUGGAGGCUAUGGGAGCUGGUGCUGACUCGCUGCUGUUUGAAAACCAGAAGCUGAAAGACCAGCUGGAGGAGGAGAAACAGCUGAUCCAAAGCUUCCACGUCCAAAGGGGAGACAUGGUGGCUGAAGCGCAGACACUGAAGAAGAAGCUCGAGAAGGAGAAAGCGGUUAUAGGUGAGCUGAGGAGAGAGUUAAAUGUGCUGAGAAGUCACAUCCCCAGAGCUGGGAAAGAAGCCGGUUCAGAACCAGAAGAGCUCCAGUCACGUCUGAUGGAACUGGAGGAGAGACUGAGCUUCGAGCAGCAGCGCUCGGACCUGUGGGAGAGGCUGUACGUGGAAACCAAAGAAGACAGAGUUAAAGGAGACAAAGAGUCCAAAGUGAAAAGAACAAAACAGGGCAUGGCAGGGAAAGUGAGAGAGACAUUUGAUGCUGUGAAGAACUCCACCAAGGAGUUUGUUCAUCACCACAAAGAGCAGAUAAAGAAAGCAAAGGAAGCCGUGAAGGAGAACCUGAGGAAGUUUUCAGAUUCUGUCAAAUUAACUUUCCGACACUUCAAGAAUUCUGCUUCAACCGUCCUCAACAAAGCCAGAGGCUUUUAUGAUAAAAGACAGGACGAGAAGAACACAGAGGAGUCUUGGCAGCACAGAUCCCACAAGCCUCAUCACAGACACCAGCACAAACAUGACUCCUCCGAGAACAACCACAACACUCGAAAAUCAGGAGAUAAAGUCCACCAAGAUCGAGCUCAAAAUGCACACGAGGCCAACUUGAACGGAUGCUACGGCGUUUUUGACUGUGCCUACCAGGAGUCCAUGAGUCUCUUCAACAAAGCCAUGGACCCAAUCAGAGCAGACGAAUUUUACCAGCUGCUGCAGAGCUACCUGCAGCAAGAAGUCGACCACUUCCACCACUGGAAAGAGCUGGAGAUGUUCGUCAACAACUUCUUCCACAAUGGAGUGUUCAUCCACGAGCAGAUGCUGUUCACAGACUUCGUCAGUGGCGUGGAAAACUAUCUGACUGGCAUGCACGAGUAUCACGGCCUUGAUGACGACGUGUUCAGAGAUCUUGAUGACUUUGUCUACCGGCACUUCUUUGGAAAGGCUUACAGAAAAAGCUAUGGCCCAAAUGGGCCAUUUGAAAGACCCGACACAGACUCGAAGGAGCCGAGGGCGAAGCAUCAACAGCGAAAGCAGCAGCGAGCCAGGCCUCGACCACAUGGGGAACGCAAGUGGAGCCGAUCAGGAAGAAAUGCAGACGGGCACAUGGCCGAUGUCAAAAUAGAACUGGGCCCGAUGCCUUUUGAUCCCAAAUACUGAAAAUAUGUCAACGGAUUUAAUAUUAUAGCAGCAAAUUCUCUUUUGGGUUGUAUUUAGAUGCAAUGUCUAGUUUUUUGUAAGUUUGCACAAUGUUAAUGUUUAAUGCUACUGAACGUCCUCGAGCUGUUUUGUGUUUAGUGAAGUUAUUGUUAUGUUUGAGUGGAAGAUGUGUGUGAAUAGAAGGAAUUGAUUUAACAUUUUACAAAUGUGACACUUAUUUUUUGGCUAAUUAUGGAAUUAUGGUUGAAGAUUUCUUUCAGAAACACUUGAUACUUCUCUUCAAACACAAAAUCAUCAUUAAAUUAUUGAGUGGAGAAAUGUUGAUUGGGAAACUUAAAAACGAAAUGGAAAAUAUAGACAUGCCAUAUUUUGGAUUUUUCUGUGUUCAGCCAUGUAGUUGUUUUAAUGUGCUGCUACAAAUACAUGUUUGCGUGACAAUUUAAUUUGUUUUUAAAAUUAAGAUGCAUUUCUAACAUUCCACCUCAAACUUGUUUAAGUUGGACCUGGCUAUUUACGUGUGUUGGGGGAAGAAUUACCUGAAAAAUAAUGUCACCAAAUUUAGUUGUGGAAAAAAAAUGUUAUACAUUUGAGACACAUCUGACAAU
Messenger RNA from Etheostoma cragini (Arkansas darter), 3403 nucleotides. It is a transcript of the gene ccpg1, whose product is annotated as cell cycle progression 1. NCBI's taxonomy places the organism in Eukaryota, Metazoa, Chordata, Actinopteri, Perciformes, Percidae. Gene Ontology annotation, cellular component: membrane. The transcript has 11 exons. The coding region runs from base 177 to 2798 and encodes 873 amino acids. The record is from RefSeq and is a predicted model, not a curated record.